Colletotrichum lupini is the source of this 303-nucleotide messenger RNA. RefSeq lists its product as uncharacterized. The coding region runs from base 1 to 303 and encodes 100 amino acids. The transcript is spliced from 3 exons. Lineage: Eukaryota; Fungi; Ascomycota; Sordariomycetes; Glomerellales; Glomerellaceae. The record is from RefSeq and is a predicted model, not a curated record.
AUGAGCCAAUAUGGCAAACUUCUCGAAUACAUCCUGCAAUCCAUGUCGAAUCCAUUGCAAACUGGGGUGCGCCAUGUCUUCCAACUCAUGUCAUGGUGGGGGUUCCUGGGAGAUGAGGUGCUACUCUGCCAACACAUUGGAGCUCUCCAGCCACUUGCAAAGGCUCGUGUCGCAUCAAUCUCUACUCGCAUGAACCACAGCCAGCAGAUAACGCGGCUCGCCAUUUGCCGUAUUGCCUGGUGCUUGGAUAUCCCGACUCAAGCCACGGAUCUCCAAACAACGGACCAACGCAUGUUCCGAUAG